Messenger RNA from Eublepharis macularius, 2654 nucleotides. It is a transcript of the gene TBL3, whose product is annotated as transducin beta like 3. Gene Ontology annotation, biological process: endonucleolytic cleavage in 5'-ETS of tricistronic rRNA transcript (SSU-rRNA, 5.8S rRNA, LSU-rRNA); endonucleolytic cleavage to generate mature 5'-end of SSU-rRNA from (SSU-rRNA, 5.8S rRNA, LSU-rRNA). Gene Ontology annotation, cellular component: nucleolus; small-subunit processome; 90S preribosome. Bases 76 to 2478 code for a protein of 800 amino acids. The record is from RefSeq and is a predicted model, not a curated record. The transcript has 22 exons. Gene Ontology annotation, molecular function: protein binding; U3 snoRNA binding. Lineage: Eukaryota; Metazoa; Chordata; Lepidosauria; Squamata; Eublepharidae.
GGAAGAAAAAGCGACCUGAAGCAUGCUUUUCUUCCCCCUUGCUGGGCGAAGGACUGGAACCGGCGGGCUGAUGGGAUGGCGGCUGCGGGCCCCCCGGUGCGCUUCAAAACCAACUAUGCCAUAUCCAGGAAAAUUGAGCCUUUCUACAAAGGAGGGCGAAUUCAGAUAAGCCAAGAUGGAGAAUAUAUGUUUUGUUCUUGCGGGACCAAAGUUCACAUACUAUGCAUAGCAACAGGAGCUCUUCUUCACAGUAUUGAACAAGAUGACCAAGAGGAUAUUACAACCUUUGCUCUCAGUGGUGAUGAUGAGAUCCUUGUGACAGCAAGCCGGGUGCUGCUGCUGAAGCAGUGGGAAUGGCGAGCGAACAAGUGCACCCGCACGUGGAAGGCGGUGCAUGUGGCUCCUGUGGCCAGCAUGGCAUUUGACCCAACAUCCACUUUGUUAGCCACAGGUGGCUGCGAUAGCACCAUUAAGGUCUGGGAUGUUAUCAAGCAGUACUGCACACACAACCUCAAAGGUUCAUCAGGGGUUGUCCACCUUGUCAAGUUCCAUCCCGACGCCUCUCAGCUGCAGCUUUUCUCCUCCUCCAUGGACUACAAAAUCCGCCUUUGGGACCUGCAGUCCAGCAAAUGCAUCGCCCUGCUUGAGAGCCACUACAGCGCGGUCACCUGCUUAGCUUUCUCUGCAGACAGCGAGACGCUAGUCAGUUCUGGUCGUGAUAAAAUCUGCACCGUGUGGGAUCUGAAUACAAGAACAGUCAAGAGAACCAUCCCCAUCUAUGAGAGCAUCGAAUCCGUUGUUUUGUUACCAGAAGGGACAGAUUUCUCACCCCUGGGUGUGAAGAAGCCGGGCUUUCGCUUUCUCACUGCAGGCAGCAAAGGAAUUCUCCAAGUCUGGGAUCCAUCCACUGCCACUUGUGUGUACAGCCAGCCGCUGCCCCACCAUCUAGCAGCAUCUGAGGAAGAGGCUGGUGAGCACAGCCUGGUGCACUGUGUGCUGGUGCCGGUUAAAGACGAGGUCAUCACGGUCAAUGCAGAGCACAACAUUGUCUUGUACAACGCUCAGACGCUGCAACUCAGGAAGCAGUUUGCAGGUUACAACGAAGAAGUGUUGGAUGUCAGAUUCCUGGGGCUGGGGGACUCCCAUAUUGUAGUGGCUACCAACAGCCCUCAGCUCAAAGUCUUUGAGUUGGCAACAUCUCACUGUCAGAUCCUAUAUGGCCACACAGACACCGUGCUUGCCCUGGAUGUCUUCCGCAAGGGCAUGUUGUUUGUUAGUUGUUCUAAGGAUAAAAGCUUCCGAGUUUGGCGGAUGAAGAAAAGUGGCCAGGUUGUCUGUGUAGCGCAAGGAUCGGGACACGCGAACGGAGUGGGUGCAGUCUCUUGCUCCAGGAUGAAAGAGAGCUUUGUGGUCACCGCCAGCCAGGACUGUACAAUCAAAGUGUGGCAUCUCCCUGAGUCCCUUUCUGCCAAGGCAAAACCAGCUGCUCCUGAAGGCCUUUAUGCCCACUUCACAGAGAAAGCACACGACAAGGAUGUUAACAGUGUGGCAGUUUCUCCGAACGACAAGCUGAUUGCAACAGGAUCCCAAGACAAGACGGCCAAACUGUGGGCCUCCCAUGACUGUUCACUGAUGGGUGUCUUCUUUGGACACAGACGGGGGGUCUGGUGUGUGCAGUUCUCACCUGUGGACCAGGUCUUAGCUACCUCAUCAGCGGAUGGCAGUGUAAAAAUCUGGGGUCUCCAGGACUUCAGCUGUUUGAAGACUUUUGAAGGUCACGAUGCCUCCGUCUUGAAGGUCAUCUUUGUGAGCCGAGGAACACAGGUGCUUAGCAGUGGCUCUGAUGGUCUCCUGAAACUCUGGACAAUAAAAACCAACGAGUGCGUGAAGACCUUAGAUGGCCAUGAGGACAAAGUUUGGGGCCUGCAUGCCAACAAGCAAGAUGACAUGGUGGUUACGGGUUCUAGCGACUCUUGCAUCGUGCUGUGGAAGGAUGUCACUGAAACGGAACUGGAAGAGGAGCAGGCGAAGCAGGAGGAGCAGAUCCUGAAAGAACAGGAGCUGUCAAACUUGCUGCAUGAGAAACGGUAUCUUAAAGCACUGGGCUUGGCAAUCUCCUUGGACCGGCCACAUACUGUGCUGACGGUGAUCAAGGCAAUUCUCAAGGAAACUGAUGGAAAGGAGAAUUUGGAAAAGAAUCUGCUGAAGCUGCGGAAAGACCAGAAAGAGGCUGUGCUGAAAUUUGCCGUCACUUGGAACACAAAUUCGCGGAAUUGCCACGAGGCUCAGGCAGUGGUCCAAACCUUCCUCAAACACGAAUCACCGGAGUCUCUCUUGCAAUACGAAGGGAUCAAAGCAGCUGUGGAGUCUCUUCUGCCUUAUACAGACCGCCAUUUCCAGAGGCUGGGACGUCUCUUGCAGGCUGCUACGUUCCUUGAUUUUAUAUGGCAGAGCAUGAGACUGGCUGAUGCCUCCUAAUUGGAUGUGAACAUGAGCAUGUGACUGUGUUAAGAAGCCAAUCAGGGCAGAAGAGACCAUAGUCCACCCACACACCCCUCUAUUACUGCUCCACCCGAUGUGCAUCUUGGUUGGCUUUCUUCUUGCAGCAAGUUUCUAAAUAUAUUUAUAAAUAAAUGUGUAUUUUUAAAAACUGU